AUGGAUCCUGGUGCUGAGCGGUUUGACGGCGUAGCGCGUGGUGGGCGGCGUGCACGUGGGAGAGGUCGUUCACGUCGCGCCCAUCCGGUCUACUUCGGUCCAUUCGCGGAAUACUGGACACCGCCACCAGCGGUUUUCGAUAUACCACCACGUGCGCUUCCGAUUUCAAUGUUCAACGCGAAUAUGGUACCACUGGAUGAACGGGAUGCUGAUUUUGAGGCUCAGUUCGCGCCGUAUGCCAAUCGUGCCGCACAUCGUCGCCGUGGCGCCGAGUACCAACCGCCACAGCACACUGGAGCCUCAGCAACAGUCGCUUCCUCAAAUGAUACAUCGCAGCCGUCAGUUCCUAGUGCCACGUUGGUUUUUUUUUUUGAUAAAAAAGUCUUUUUCCUCAUAUUUUUUUUAUUGUACUGA
This is a messenger RNA of Gongylonema pulchrum, 414 nucleotides long. NCBI's taxonomy places the organism in Eukaryota, Metazoa, Nematoda, Chromadorea, Rhabditida, Gongylonematidae. The record is from the annotation of a GenBank genome assembly.